Ixodes scapularis (black-legged tick) is the source of this 972-nucleotide messenger RNA. RefSeq names its product testicular acid phosphatase-like. Gene Ontology annotation, molecular function: phosphatase activity. Gene Ontology annotation, biological process: dephosphorylation. Bases 1 to 972 code for a protein of 323 amino acids. Lineage: Eukaryota; Metazoa; Arthropoda; Arachnida; Ixodida; Ixodidae. The transcript has a single exon. The record is from RefSeq and is a predicted model, not a curated record.
AUGUCGAGUCCGGGCGGCCGCCCUAAGAACGUGCAUGGCGCUCAGUGUCCGAAGAACAUCCUGUACGCCCUCGUCGUCAGCCGCCACGCUCAACGAACUCCGGUCACCGACUGCACGGCCCUGCUUAAGUCCAACCCGGAACCAUGCGGCCAGCUGACGUCAAAGGGCCACGAACAGGCCUUCCGCUUCGGACAGUUCCUGCGAGCCCGCUACGCGACUCUUCUGUCAGCAGACAAGCCCGGCCAAGUGCUCGCUACCCAUAACUACCUGGACCGCUGCCGUGACAGCAUCGAAGAGAUCAUCCGGGGGCUAGGUGUGCAAGCCAAGCCAGACUUGGACCCGACAAGGUACGACGUAAUCUUCCAGGAAAGUUUACGUGACAACUUCGACGCCCUCGUACGGCAUCCGGCUAAAGGCGGCUUCGAGACCAUGGGCGACAUGCUCGAGUUCAUCGCGAAAAAGGCUGGCGCGCCAACCAAAGACAGAUCCGAGCGUUUCUUAGCUAUGGACAGCUUAAUCACCAACACGCUCAACGGGAACCCGAUGCCAAGCUGGGCUGUGCCACACUGGGACGACUUCCUGUGGGCGGAGCGCAAGAUGUUUGGUAUGGUGCUUUCGGGCCACGAGCUUAACAUGGCUAGAACGGUGCUCACGCGCAUCCUGGACACCUUCUCGCUAAAGUUUGAGGCCGGCGUCGACCGACCCGACAAGCUACACGUCUUCUCACUCUCGGACACCAGCCUGUUUUCGGUGUUGAAGCUGUUCAACCAGUCGUACGACGGCCGGCCCUGCUUUUGUGCCAGCGUGUUCUUCGAGGUGUUGUGCGAAGGUAGAGGGAAACCCGUGGUGCAGGUUCUCUUCGCGACCGAGGAGAACCCCCACUUGGUUAUGUUGGACAAGCUAGAGAAUCCGGGGCCCCUGCCGGAGUUCGUAAGCUUCGUCCGCUCAGUUCUAGGGUCCAACCCGAUAUGA